Cajanus cajan (pigeon pea) is the source of this 1717-nucleotide messenger RNA. Its product is annotated as PTI1-like tyrosine-protein kinase At3g15890. Lineage: Eukaryota; Viridiplantae; Streptophyta; Magnoliopsida; Fabales; Fabaceae. The record is from RefSeq and is a predicted model, not a curated record. Gene Ontology annotation, biological process: protein phosphorylation. Gene Ontology annotation, molecular function: protein kinase activity; ATP binding.
ACAACAAGACAAGGACGAAGAGAAGUAACAACGCAAACCUUAACUUCCAUUAAACAGAAACUCUCUUACCUCCUUUUUUCGUCACUUUUUUGCUUACAACAUCAUCAUGCUUUCACUUCCUCGUUAGUGUUGUUAUCUUUUCUCUCACAACUCUUCAUUUAUUUGCCUUCACGCUGAAACCAGUUACACAUAAAAGAGAAGUGAAUAAUAUCCAAAGGAAACAACAACAACACUUGUUUGGGUUGGUGGGUCGAGUUCAAGUUUUGAUUUUGUUCACCUUUUCUGGGAUUCUUUGACAGAGGAGAAGGCGGAGCUGAGUGGUGGAAAGGUUAUGGCCUUUUGGUUUUGCUGCGGAAAAUCUUCUUGUCGAAGGCGAGGGAAAAAACAUCCUACUUGGAGGGUGUUUUCUUUGAAGGAAUUACACGCUGCUACAAAUAAUUUCAACUAUGAUAACAAGCUUGGAGAAGGGGGAUUUGGCAGUGUGUACUGGGGUCAACUAUGGGAUGGGUCUCAAAUUGCGGUGAAAAGAUUGAAAGUUUGGAGCAACAGAGCAGAGACAGAAUUCACCAUGGAACUUGAAAUAUUGGCACAAAUACGACACAAGAAUCUUCUGAGCCUUCGUGGGUACUGUGUUGAAGGACAAGAACGGUUAAUUGUAUACGAAUACAUGCCAAAUUUGAGCCUUCACUCUCAUCUUCAUGGACACCACUCAUUCGAAUGCGUUCUUGACUGGAAUCGGCGGAUGAACAUUGCAAUUGGAUCUGCUGAGGGAAUUGUAUACCUUCACCACCAAGCAACACCUCAGAUCAUCCACAGAGACAUUAAAGCAAGCAACGUGUUGCUGGAUUCUGAUUUUAAAGCCCGAGUUGCUGAUUUCGGAUUUGCCAAGUUGAUCCCUGACAGUGCAACGCUUGUGACCACAAAAUUUAAGGGCACCCUUGGCUACCUUGCACCAGAAUAUGCUAUGCUAGACAAAGCUACUGAGAGUUGUGAUGUCUACAGUUUUGGCAUCCUCCUUCUUGAACUCGCUAGUGGCAGAAGACCAAUCGAAAAGCUUAGUUCCUCAGUGAGGCGAUCGAUAGUUGAUUGGGCAUUGCCAUUGGUUUGUGAGAAGAAAUUUGGUGAAAUUGCUGACCCAAGACUAAAGGGUAAGUAUGUGGAGGGAGAGCUUAAGAGAGUUGUUUUAGUUGCACUUAUGUGUGCUCAAGAUCUUCCUGAAAAGAGACCAACCAUGCUUGAUGUAGUGGAACUACUCAAGGGAGAAUCUAAGGAUAAAUUUUCUCAUAUAGAGAAGAGUGACAUGUUCAGAAGCGUCCUAGCUGUAGAAAGCAGUGGUGGGACAUCAGUGACUGAAGACAGUUUGGACUAUAUCUCAGAAGAAAAAGAAAUGGAACGUCCCUUGAAAGAGAAUAAUGAACUAUGAAUAUUGAAUUAUGAUAAAAAGAAAUAAAAAUGUAUGAGUUCGAGGGGUUGAAAGUUGAAUAUAAGUUAUGAGGGUUUAUUUAUUUUUGUCGUUGUUAUUGCAAUUUGCAAGACAACACUGGGUGCACAUUGAUUAGAUUAGCAUGGAUUUGUUUAGUGCAUGCGUGAUUGUAUGAGUGGUUGGGGUUUGUUCGUUUGUGCAGUGUUUUAUUAUUCUCCUUGUGGUUACCAAUUUGAUAUCUGCAUCGUGUUUCAUCCUUGUUACUGUGUUGUAUUGCUAGUAAGUUUUGGUGAA